This is a messenger RNA of Nothoprocta perdicaria, 678 nucleotides long. Its product is annotated as mitogen-activated protein kinase kinase kinase 21-like. Gene Ontology annotation, biological process: protein phosphorylation. The transcript is spliced from 2 exons. Gene Ontology annotation, molecular function: JUN kinase kinase kinase activity; ATP binding; protein binding. NCBI's taxonomy places the organism in Eukaryota, Metazoa, Chordata, Aves, Tinamiformes, Tinamidae. The record is from RefSeq and is a predicted model, not a curated record. Bases 1 to 678 code for a protein of 225 amino acids.
AUGGCUGCGGCGGGCGCCGGCGGCGCGAGCCCGCUCUGGACGGCGCUCUACGACUACGAGGCGAGCGGCGAGGACGAGCUGAGCCUGCGGCGCGGCGACGUGGUGGAGGUGCUGUCGCAGGACGCCGCCGUCUCCGGCGACGACGGCUGGUGGGCGGGCAAGAUCCGCCAGCGCCUCGGCAUCUUCCCCGCCAACUACGUGACCCGCCAGCCGCGCGGCGCGGCGGGCGGCGGGGACGCGGCGGCGGCCGCGGGCAGCGUGCCCGAGAUCGCCUUCGAGCACCUGGAGCUGCAGGAGAUGAUCGGCGCGGGCGGCUUCGGCCAGGUGUACCGGGCGACGUGGCGCGGGCGCGAGGUGGCCGUGAAGGCGGCGCGCCAGGACCCCGACGAGGACAUCACGGCCACGGCGGAGAGCGUGCGGCGGGAGGCCGCGCUCUUCGCCAUGCUGCGGCACCCCAACAUCAUCGCGCUGCACGGCGUGUGCCUGCGGGAGCCCAACCUCUGCCUCGUCAUGGAGUUCGCCCGCGGCGGCUCCCUCAACCGCGCGCUCGCCGCCGCCGGCGGAGCCGCGCCGGGGCCGAAAGGGAGACUGAAAUUUAGAAUAGGAAACAAUGUUGAGCAGCUGAUAGCUCUGGUGGUCACUGUUGCAGAAGAAAAAACUAUCAGGAAAAUGGCAUAG